Molecule: messenger RNA, 2638 nt
Organism: Lampris incognitus (smalleye Pacific opah)
Lineage: Eukaryota; Metazoa; Chordata; Actinopteri; Lampriformes; Lampridae
Product: E3 ubiquitin-protein ligase TRIM39-like
Exons: 2
Coding region: 64-1701 (545 amino acids)
Molecular function (GO): zinc ion binding; protein binding
Source: RefSeq, a predicted model, not a curated record
GGGAAAAAACAUCACCUUCUCCGUGAAAGUACUACAAAUCUGAAAUAUAUACACUUUCUAGAUAUGGCCUCUGACAGCAGUCUCCUGUCUCAAGAUCAGUUCCUGUGUUCUGUCUGUCUGGAUGUGUUCAUUGAUCCAGUCACCAUACCAUGUGGACACAACUUCUGUAAAUCCUGUAUCACACAGCACUGGGACAAUAAUGAAGAGUGUUGGUGUCCCAUGUGUAACAAGCUUUUCACAAACAGACCUGAAGUGCCAGUCAACACUCUGUUUCGUGAGAUGACCGUUCAGUACAGAGAGUCCAUUAGAGUGAAAGCCAGCAGCUGCCCUGACCAACAAUGUGCCAAACCAGGAGAAGUUCCCUGUGACGUCUGCACUGGGACCAAGAUCAAGGCCUUCAAGUCCUGUCUGGUGUGUCUGGCCUCGUACUGUGAGACUCACCUGGAGCUGCAUCAGAAAGUCACAGGUCUGAAAAGACAUCCGCUGGUUGACCCUGUGGAGAAUCUGGAAGACAGGAUAUGCAAGAAGCAUUACCAACCUCUGGAUCUGUUUUGUAAGACCGAACAGGUGUGCGUGUGUCAGUUCUGUAAUGACUCAGAACACAAGUUACAUCCUAUCGUUUCAUUGAAGGAGGAAUAUGAAGGAAAGAAGAGUCAGCUGGAUAAGAAGGAGGCUGAAGUUCAGCAGAUGAUCCAGCAGAGACAACUGAAGAUUCAGGAGAUCAAACAGUCAGUAGAACUCAGCAAAGAAGAUGCAGACAGAGAGAUAGCCCACAGUGUUCAGGUCUUCACCGUUCUGGUGAGUUCCAUUGAGGGAAGCCAGGCUGAGCUCAUUGAAAUUAUUCAAGAGAAACAGAAAAAAACAGAGACACAGGCUGAAUGCUUCAUUGAAGAGUUGGAAGAGGAAAUCAGGGAGCUAAAGAAGAAGAGCGCAGAGCUGGAGCAGCUCUCACACACUGAAGACCACCUCCACCUCCUCCAGAGCUUCUCAUCCCUCAAUACUCCUCCACAGACCAAGGACUGGACAGAGGUCAGUGUUUAUCAUCCAUCUUAUGUGGGGACUGUGAGGAGAGCUGUGGAGCAGCUGGAGAAGACAGUCAGCAAAGAGAGGGAGAAGCUGUGUGAGGCUGAGCUGAAGAGGGUCCAGCAGUAUGAAGUGGAUGUGACUUUAGAUCCUGAUACGGCACAUCCUGAACUCAUCCUGUCUGAGGAUGGAAAACAAGUAUAUUGUGGAGACAUGGUGAAGAAAUUCCCAGACAAGCCAGAAAGAUUCUCUCAUUGUUCUAUUGUCUUUGGAAAGCAGAACUUCUCCUCAGGAAGAUUUUAUUUUGAGGUUCUGGUGAAAGAGAAUACUGAGUGGGAUUUAGGAGUGGCGAGAGAGUCUGUCAACAGGAAGGGAAAAAUCACUUUGAGCCCAAAGAAAGGCUUCUGGACAAUAUGGUUAAGAAGGGGAAAUGAGUACAAGGCUCUUGCUAGCCCAGGCGUUAUUCUCGCUCUGAAAGAGAAGCUCCAGAAGGUUGGGGUGUUUGUGGAUUAUGAGGAGGGUCUGGUCUCCUUUUAUGAUGUAGAAGUUGGUGCUCAUAUCUACUCUUUCACUGGCUGCACCUUCACUGAGAGACUCUACCCAUAUUUCAGCCCCUGUAAUAAUGAUGGUGGUAAAAACUCUGCUCCUCUCAUCAUCUCUCCUGUCAACAAAGCCUGAUGAACACAACGGCGUGUGUGUGUACAUGUGUACACAUUGUGUCUAAAACGGUUAAGGAGAUAUUCUUUUUUUUUAAUGAUCAGGGUUCAUUUUUACUUUCUAUACCGGCUGUGCCUUUAGUGAGACACUUGCCACACUUUGGUCUCUGUCUUGUGAACGGUAGUAAAACCUCCUUAUCUACUGUAUUAUCGUCUCUGAUGUCCAUCAAAUAAACAAGGAUAACCACUGGAAGGCCAAAAGAAAGGAUUAAGAAUCAUUGGAGGUUACAAAUUUAUCUUUAAGGGUUAUUUGAUUUUUAUACAGGUAACGGCUACAGCUGUCCUACCGGGAAUAUUACUGUUUUUAUUUUUAUUAAAGCCAACUCUAUUUUCUGUAUUAUACACCACUGCAUAUAUGUUGGAAAAACUUAUAAUCACAUUUUGAUCAUCAUUUUAUUUGGUCUCAGCUUCGUCUUCAUUACUGAUAUACCUUAUUUUAAUGUAUGAAGAAUACAGAAUUUUACGUUGAGCAAAUCAACCUUGAUGUAAACAUACUGCCGAGAAGAAAGUACAUUUAUCAUUCAUUUUAUGAAUUACAUUCAUGUCCAUAUAUUUGUCAUAAAACCAGUUUGCCUGUGACCUUCAGUGUAUAUCCAGUCCAGUGAGUGGGAAAAACACUGGUGAGAUUGUCUCAAAUUGGUAAAUCAUGUCAAACUAGUGGAGUAGGUAGAGAAACUUGUCCUAACUGGUACCAUGUCUGACUUUGGAGGUGAACCGUUGUGAUAAUUAGAGAAACUAAAGUCUUUGUACGUGAGAACAGAAGGUUAUCAUGGAGGUCAGGAGAGAUGUCAUAAAGACUGCUUUCACCACAGACGAGUCUUUUUAUUCUCUGUCACUGACCACAGCGCCCUCUUUACAGUCCCGGCAAUAUGUGUACUGACUACUCUCUUAUCAAAUAU